Messenger RNA from Lepisosteus oculatus (spotted gar), 2122 nucleotides. It is a transcript of the gene irgq2, whose product is annotated as immunity-related GTPase family, q2. The record is from RefSeq and is a predicted model, not a curated record. Gene Ontology annotation, cellular component: membrane. Gene Ontology annotation, molecular function: GTP binding. Lineage: Eukaryota; Metazoa; Chordata; Actinopteri; Semionotiformes; Lepisosteidae.
UGCAUAUCCAGAAUCUUUCUCUCAACAACCAUUAUACCUCCUAUAUGUAUUCUGUUUAAUUCAGAAUCAUAUAUUAUAAUGCAUGUCUUUUAAAGCUGUCAGCCUCUGUGGAUAAGGCGUCACAACGGCUGUGUUUCCAGAUACUUUAAACUUAAGGUUCAUGAUGGCUGAAGUGUUGAAGAACAGCAAAGUUCUCCAGACUAUUAAGGACUCCCUGGAUAAGAAUACCAUGUCUGACAUCAAAGCCACUCUGGAGGACUUGCUGAGCAAUUGUCUUAACAUUGCAGUGAUUGGUAAGAGAGUGCCAGAGAAGAUGACUUUCAUUAACUCGCUCAGAGGCUUGGGGGAUGAUGAUGUAGGGGCAGCCCAUGCUGGUCCUGCCGAUACCAACAAAGAACCUAUAAUGUAUCCUCACCCCCAACACUCAGAUGUACGAAUCUGGGAUCUGUCCAUGCCUGAGAGCAAUGAAUGUAAUCCCAAUGAAUAUCUGGAAACAGUGAAGGUCAAUCACUAUUGUUCCCUCAUUUUCACCGUGUCUGAGCGUUUGGCAGUGGCCUAUGCUGCCUUAUGGAAGGAGCUUCACAAAGGCGAGAAGGAGCUUUACUUCAUCCUGCUUACAUCUGUGACGGAUUCGUCUGAUUCAUUACUGGAGAAGAAGAGGUCCAUCAUGGAGAGUUUUAAGAAUCAGGGGGUGAAAAGUCCUCAGGUGUUCCUAGUUUCAAGCUCAGCCCUGCACCAGCUGGAGUUCAUGGACCUCCUGGAAGCCAUGGAAAAGAAUAUUCCGGAGCUAAGGAUGAAUGCCCUGCUUUUCUCUCUCCCAACCUUUUCUGUGCCGAUCCUUAAGAAGAAGAGAGCUGCUUUCAAAGCUGUGGUGUGGACAGCGGCGUCUCUGUCAGGAGGAGCAUCCACCAUUCCCCUCCCAACAGUGUCUUCUGUUCUUGACGUCAACAUGUUGAUGAAGAUCUUGAACAAGGCCCGCGACUCCUUCGGCCUGGACAAUAAGUCCCUGGAGAGGCUUGCCAAGCAGGCGCGCCUGCCUGUGGCAGAACUCGAGUCAGCCCGGACCUCGGAGCUGUCGAUUGAGAUCAGCAAACUUGUGAUCCAGAGGAAGCUGGCCCUGGCGGAGAAGGAGAGGAGCCUGGGUGCCAAACUUGUAGAUACUGCUCUCACCGGUUCGGUGAAAUCCAUGACAAAGUCAUUCACGACCAUGUACUUCAUGCUGACAGCUUCGUUGGACGAGCUGGAGGAGGAUGCAGUGAGAGUGUUGCGGAAAGCCUAUGGGGAUAAUUAUUAGGAGCUUUGCAUUAAUUGGCCAUUGAUCCAUUGGCCAAUGGUAUCUUUCCUAUUAUUCAGUGCUCAGUGCACGCUGGUGCAACAUCCUUUGUGUGUGUGCAUUUUUCUUAAAUACUCCAAUUUUCUCCCCCUUUCUCAGGACAUGCUAGGUUGAUUAAUCGGUGUUUCUCAUUGUGUAUGCUUACCAUGCGCUUGCAUCUGCAUUCCACAAAUUGAUGUCCCACCCAGAAUAUGGUCCUCUUAUGUACCCUGUGAUUGCAGGAUGGGCUUCUGGUUGUUUGCCGUGACCCUUAUCAGGAAUACGUUUCUUGUAUAAUGGAUGGUUGGAUACUAAAUCUCAUUUGAUCUUAUCCUGUUUUCCAUCCAUGCACUAUGUGUAAAAUUGCACUAGUUCCUGCAUUGUCCUUCCAAUUGUUCUUCCUGGAUUGGAGGGAACAUUGUAUUCUAAUUGUUAAAGGAAGUUAAGUUUUUUUUUUUGGCCCAGAAAAGAAAAGAUGUAAAGAUGUCCAGCAAUAACAGUAUUCAUAGGUAUUGGGGUAUUCAAAAUGCACUGUGAAUAACCACUGAAGUAACAGGUCGGAAAAAUAUUCACAACUCUUUACUGUCUUCUUCAAACUGCAAACCACAAACACUGUUAAAGGUAUUUUAUGGUGGCAGUAAUGGAGACUCAGUUUCAUUAAACAUCCCUUUGAGUAUUAUGCUAACCUUGUGAUCCAGCUAGACUCCUCUAAACAGGAAGAUUUUAGCUAACUGUGGCUUACAUUGUACUAUAAAACUAUAAAACCUGAACUAUAAAACUGUGCAUUAUCAUAUGUGUAAUAAAAAGAAU